UACCACUGUGAGGAAGCAAGCGAGUGAGCGAGCCUGGAACCCUGGCAAGUUGCAAGCUUGCACCUGUUCUUCGCUUCCAAUCCCCACCCACCUCCUACAACGGUCUCUCAUCCCUAUUUGACCUGCAGGACAUUUCCGCUGUUAUACCCGCAGUACUAGCGCUUGGACCCGUCCAUUGCUGUCGACCCGUCGUCUCUCCCUCAUCCUCUUACAUUUCCAUUCAACUUGUCAGCUUCUUUCCACGAAGUUAUGUCUGCAUUGUGUGGUUGAGUCUGUUUUUCUACCUAGUAGUCUUGGCUUCUCUUGGGUUUCUCUCUCCUUGUUGUCUCGUCUACUUCCACAGCCAGCGCCCGGAGCGCCUUUUCUUCACGAUACAAACCACUCUUCUGGUCUUUUUCCUGCUGUCACUCUCUAAUUAAUUCCUUCCCCCUUGCGUACUGUUGCUGGACAUCUUCAUAUUUCAUACAAUACCAUUGUCACCAUGUCCAAGCUCUAUCAUGCCGUGCCCUCGGACGAGGAACGAAACAGCGUAGACGCAGAAAAGUCUAUGUUGACUUUCAGGCGGGAUAAGCGAUCUGUCGGCGGACUUUUGGAGAAAGCAAGGACACACUGGGCUUGGAUCGGACAUGCCAUCCUACUUUCAACAUCCCUCACGCUCUUCACAUUAUCAUUCUCCAACAGAGGGUCACAACUCACAGACCGUAUAGUCACCGAAAAGUAUUCAUCGUAUUCACCGGUUGCCCCAAUCGUCAAGUACGAAACGGUCCGAUACAACCUCACACCAAUUGUGGAAGGGCCAUAUGUUGGAUAUGGACCAGAGGUCGAGAAGGCCUGGGACCGCAUCACGCUGGACAUCGGCGACACGUGGAUGACCGAGGAGGAGGUUAAACGCCUGGGGCUUCCGCUGGACUCACUCAAGCUCAAGCACCCCAAGACCGGCAAGGUAGGCUACCGUGCGGCCGUGGAGGUCUUUCACCAGCUCCACUGCCUCAAUUUGAUCCGCCAGGCGGUCUACAAGGACUACUACAAGGACCUGACAGGUGAUGUGGGCGAGGCCGAGAGCAAGGAGGAUCUCACGGGGCAUGUCGACCACUGCAUAGAGACCUUGCGGAUGAAUCUCAUGUGCCAGAGUGACAUUGGCAUGUUCACUUUCCGACUAUAUCCCGAGUACGGCUACGCCGACGACGACUAUUGGCCCGACUUCAGCACACUGCACACGUGUAGGAACUUUGAGGAUAUCAGGCAAUGGGCCAUUGAUAACACGGCGGCCUGGGAUCACAAUGUAUGAUUGAUCUAUGGAGAUCGAGGCAGAUUGGCAAAUGAAUAAACAAGACAGAAGACCGAAACACUACAUGUUCCAGAGAAAGUCGUCAACGAAUUGCGAGGUACAGCUUUCCACCGCAUGAUCGAAGAAAAAGCUUAAUUGCGCUUAACUGUUUUGCUGC
Messenger RNA from Pyricularia grisea, 1445 nucleotides. RefSeq lists its product as uncharacterized. The record is from RefSeq and is a predicted model, not a curated record. The transcript has 3 exons. Bases 482 to 1288 code for a protein of 268 amino acids. NCBI's taxonomy places the organism in Eukaryota, Fungi, Ascomycota, Sordariomycetes, Magnaporthales, Pyriculariaceae. Gene Ontology annotation, biological process: mycotoxin biosynthetic process.